This is a messenger RNA of Seriola dumerili (greater amberjack), 1780 nucleotides long. It is a transcript of the gene srd5a3, whose product is annotated as steroid 5 alpha-reductase 3. Gene Ontology annotation, cellular component: endoplasmic reticulum. Gene Ontology annotation, biological process: polyprenol catabolic process; dolichol-linked oligosaccharide biosynthetic process. NCBI's taxonomy places the organism in Eukaryota, Metazoa, Chordata, Actinopteri, Carangiformes, Carangidae. The transcript has 5 exons. Bases 8 to 943 code for a protein of 311 amino acids. The record is from RefSeq and is a predicted model, not a curated record. Gene Ontology annotation, molecular function: 3-oxo-5-alpha-steroid 4-dehydrogenase activity.
CUCAAAAAUGAGUUGGAGCCCGGUCGGCUCGAGUCUUAUUGACGUUUUGUGGGGUUUUCUGGCUUUGUGUUUCCUCCUGGCGUUGUGUGCUCACAAGGUGUCGAGCAGGUAUGAAACACGUGGUCUGUACAUGUUGUUUCAGGAUCUUAUUCGAUACGGAAAAACAAAACAAAACCUCAAACGCGAUGAAUGGCUGCGUGUGUUUGACGUCCCUAAAAGGUGGUUCUGGCACUUCUACGCCCUCUCUGUUUGCUGGAACGGCCUCCUCCUGCUCCUGUACCUGAACUUCAUAUUUCAGCAUCAGUCUCGCCCAGCAUGGCUGACAGGGACGUUGGAGGUCUUGACAGGUGUACCGAGCGCUGAUGGUCAGGUCCCACAGCUGUCGACUCUCCUGGUGCAGCUGCUGCUCUGGGUCCACUCCCUCAGGAGGCUGCUGGAGUGCCUGUUCAUCAGUGUCUUCUCUGGUGGGUCCCUGCAUUUGGUGCAGUACUUCUUCGGUGUGGGGUACUACAUCGUGCUGGGGUUGACGGUGCUCUGCUCAGAUCACAUGGGAAAAGGGAGUGGCCCCCUCCUCUCUCAGCUGCACUGGCUUCAUGUGGCUGGAUUCACACUUUUCAUUGUGGCCUCGCUGCUGCAGCAUCAGUCCCUGGUGCUGCUGGCCAGGCUGCGCACCGGAAAGUCAGGAGCAGUGGAGACGCUGGCUCACAGGGUGCCACAUGGAGGCGGCUUCGAGCUGGUUUCAUGCCCUCAUUACUUUGCUGAGCUGCUGAUCUACAUCUCUUUGGCCUUGGUUUUCGGAGGCCUGUCUCUAACGUGGUGGCUGGUUGUCCUUUAUGUGCUCUUCAACCAAUCACUGGCAGCACAGCUCUGCCACGACCUUUACAUCAGCAAAUACGAGUCAUACCCAAGACAUAGAAAAGCAUUCAUACCUUUUGUGUUUUGAAGAGUUGUCACCACUGUGUUUUCAGAACUGUAAACUGCUCAACAAAUGUUGGACACAUCUGAGGAGCUGGAUGUGCAGGAGUAAAACUCACCUCUAUCAGUAUUGAUUGACAAGGUGAUCAGGACCAAGCAGCUGUCAGCUGGCAGCUCCAGCUGUGACUGUGAGGUGUAGCAGCGCUACAGGAACAUUCCUCCACAGCAGAAGUCUCACCAGGUGAACGAUGAGCUGUUUCUUUGAGACUGAUGUGAAGAAAAGAGGAACCUCAUCACUGAACAACCGUUCAAUACAACAAGACCUUGUUUUUGUUACAACAAUGUACGAUAUACUGAUGUAUGUCAUUACAUAUAAGAUAUGUUGUUAAAAAUAAGCAACUUUUGAAUGUUUGUUUAAUUAAAAAAAACAUAAGGAGGAAUCAGAGAGAUUGAGGCUUUGACUGAAUAUUUUUGUUGUUAUAGCAACAUGUAAAAUGUUCAUAUUCUCUUUAUAGCAGAAUACCAGUUUAUCUUGUAUGAUGAGGCGUGUUUGUUAAACCAAAGUAUGUGAUAACAAUAUUGUAUAUUGUUACUCAAGUUAUUUUUGUUUUAACAUUUUUUUUAAUUUUGUGAAACUUAUAAUUAUAUUGACAGCAAUAUGCUGCUGUAGUAGAAACAUUUGGACAUUUUUCAUACAUAUAAUUCUGGACUAUAACAUAAAAUCAAAUUUGUUGUAAUUAAAUACUACACUUAAUGAAAAGAUGAUUAUAUAUUUAUGUUUAAUUACUUUGUGUUUAUUUAUUUAUAGUGAUUAUUAUGUGUACAUUUGGAUUUUACACAAGAUGGCGACGCAAAUGAUUGUCAA